Vidua macroura (Pin-tailed whydah) is the source of this 7770-nucleotide messenger RNA. RefSeq names its product kinase non-catalytic C-lobe domain containing 1 (gene KNDC1). The record is from RefSeq and is a predicted model, not a curated record. The transcript is spliced from 30 exons. Gene Ontology annotation, molecular function: guanyl-nucleotide exchange factor activity. Gene Ontology annotation, biological process: small GTPase-mediated signal transduction. The coding region runs from base 98 to 5836 and encodes 1912 amino acids. NCBI's taxonomy places the organism in Eukaryota, Metazoa, Chordata, Aves, Passeriformes, Viduidae.
GCGGGUGUGAGGAUGAGCCGCGGCGGGGCUCGAGGGCCGUGCUCCGAGCGCACAGGGAGGCUGCGGAGGUGAAGCCUCUGCUCCCUCGCCCGGCGGGAUGGAGACUCUUGGCGCUGCAGAGGACGUGUUUUAUGAGGAGGAGGAGGAGGAGGAGGUGAACUGCUACGACUUUGAGCCUCUGCCGACGCUGCUGGAGGAUGAGGAGAAUGUGUCCCUUGCUGAUAUUUUGUCACUGCGGGAUAGCUGUCUUACUGAGCAAGAUAUUUGGGCAAUUUGCCUGGAGUGUUGCCAUUCUUUGAAGAGCAUUGCCCAUUCUGCAAUCUUCCAGACACUCUGCAUCACUCCUGACACUUUGGCUUUUAACACCAAUGGCAAUGUAUGCUUCAUGGAACAGCUCAGUGAUGAUCCAGAAGGUGCCUUUGUUCCGCCAGAAUUUGAUAUCACCGGUAACACUUUUGAGGCACACAUCUAUUCUUUGGGUGCAACACUGAAAGCAGCAAUAGAAUAUAUUGUAGAACCUGAGACAGAGUCAGAAUUUGGACAAGAUCUGCACACUCUACUGGAACAAAUGCAAGAAGAGAAUCCUGAAAAUAGGCCAGAUAUUGAGAGCAUUUUGUCAUUAUGUGAAGAAAAAAUGAAGAUUGCUUCAUCAAGUAAUAUUUGUCGAAGCUUGUCUGCUGUUGGAAGAAGAGUUCUUUCAAUUGAAUCAUUUGGUGCUUCUCAAGAUGUCUGUGAUAACAUGUGGAAGGGAAGAAUGUGUCAGAGGAAUUUGGGAUCUAAAUUAUAUUCAAAUGAGAAAAACAGCAUUGCAGGUGAUUCGUCUGCAGUGGAAGAGGUGACAACUGCCUGUCAUAACAACUCUUCUGUAGUUACCAUGGUGACUGGCAGAGAAAGUGCUUUAAAGGAAAUGCAAAUUGAUCUGGAUAAUGAGAAAACUCAACAUUCUCAACUUGCAACUCAAACUGAAAAGAGCAAAGAAGAGGACAAACACGCAGUGUAUACUGACAGUUUUGCUAGUGUUGCUUUGGAUAUAAAAUCAUGUGUUAUUGACCUGGAGAGAGAUUGCCUUUUUAAGAAAGGUUCUUUGAGAAAAAUGAAAACCUUUCCAAAGCUACCACUUGAACUUGCAGAUACAAAUAACUUUUUUACUUCUGUAACCAACAGUGGACCGCUAGAUAGGAAAAAUCACUUCCUAACACAAGAGUCACUACCUCCAGACAAUAAUAAUGAGGUUGCUUUUUCAAAGGGAAAUCUCAAUUCAUUUGCUGUCAGUAGUCCACCAGAAAUAGAAUCAAAGAAUCACCAAUCUGAUGAUCGUCAUUUAGAAGCACGAUGUGUAUGCACACAAGUGUCUGGCUUGAAUCUAGAAGAACAUAUGUCACUUAUCAAUGGUAAAAAGAUAGGUUUUUCUUCAUCUGAUCACAAAGAAGACUCUUCUGGUGCUACCUCUGAAGGGCUAAAACCAGCUGAUAUGCUAAAAGACUCAAAUCAGUCAAUUGGUAGAGCGAAAAUGCUAGACAACUACAUGGUGUUGGAAGACUGUUCUGAAACUUUUCAAGGGUCAAAUGAAAAUUAUGUACCACAUUUUAACAAGAUGGAUUCAGUGUUAACAACAAAACCCAGUGGGAACAGACAUGGAUCAAACCUAAUUAGGCCACCAGAAUUAAGCAGCGGUGUGAUGAGCGCAAACAAUAAUGAAGAUAAUCUUUGUGGAGGCAGAGGUUCAGAAAUCAAAAGUAAUGAGCAGUGGAUCUCUCUAAAACUCCUGUUGUCCUGGUAUGGUAGGCCUCUGAAAGACUAUGAACUCUGGGCAUUAUGUCAUGAGUGUUUAUGUACUCUGCAGACUUGCAUAGAUUAUCCAGUGGUCUUAUGUUUGGACUCUGUCCUGAUUGACUGCCAUGGAAGGAUCCUCUUUGCUGCUCCAAAAGCUGAAGAAUCUUGUGAUGUAUUUUAUUUAGCUCCUGAAAUUGAAGAAGAGGAUGUGGAUACUGAGAAGGUCUGUGUUUAUGGUGUUGCUGCAGUUCUGUGGAUGGCUGCAAAAUACAGUGUUCCACUGAGUCACAAAGUAGUAUUGCCAAGAAAAUUUAAAAAACUACUUCUGGAUAUGGCAAGAAAAAACCCUGAAGAAAGACCUUCUCUAACCACUGCAAUUAAGACAUGCAAUCAUUAUUUACUUGAACAAGGUAUAAACAGCAAAAAUAUUUUGACAUUAUUGGGUAAACCCAUCUUUAAGGCUGUUGAGGAAGACAUCUUGUCUCAAGAUCACAUCACUUUUAAAUUUAGAAAUGAAAAAUAUGAAAUGGACCCUUCAGAGUCAAGUCUAGGAUUUGUGCCUUUUACCAGUGAAAGUAAACUUGUAGCAGUUAAAGGACCAGUACCGUGCCAGAUUUCACUUAAUUGUGAGAAAGCAACAUUACCUGCCGCAUUCACCUCUCCUGCAACUCACUUUAAGCCUAUUAUUUUGCAACAAGAUGCAAAUAUAACUAAAGAGGUUCAAACACCAGUUUCUGACCAAUUCAAGAAAGAGACAAGGAAAGAAAAACAUAUGGACCACAACAAAUCAGGGUAUAUAGAAGACUCCAAAAUCUGUGGUAUUGACGAUACAGGUGUUGUUGAAACUGUACCUGAAACAUCUGAGUGUGAUUCACAAGUUCCAAGCCACUCAUUCCAGAUGUCUUCAGAAGAGCAAUACUCAGGCAAUACGUUUGCUUCUACAGUUACAUUACCAUCACCAUCUGAUUCCUCACAUGCUCUGCAAGAGAAGAGCAUUUUAUCUGAAGAUCCCUCCAGCUCUUUAGCUUGUCCUACAUCUCCUAAUUUUCUUCAUAUAAAUAACAUCAUUCUCAAACAGGACUCAGGGAAAAGAGUUCUGACAUUUGUACCAGUACAUUUGGCUGUAUCAGAGCAAAUACCAAAUAAGCCUCUUCGCUCCAGAAUUGCUUAUGAUUGCUAUCACAGUUUGCCACUGCUACUUUCAAGGACUAUUGCAAGCUAUAAAAUGAACAUGCAAGCAGAAAAUGAUGCCUCCUUUUGCAAUGUGCAAAGUCAUGAGACUACUAAUACAGAGAACCAGUCUGAUAAAAGUAGCGCAGUUAUUCAAAGCAACUGCCAAGAAACUGAGUGUGCUACCAGCAUAGAUUGUUUUUUCACUGAGCAAGAGCACACACCAUGUACUUCAGUGAGUAAAGACAGUUACAGUUUCUUCGAUGAUGAAGUCCUGCCCCAUCAGAACACAACAAGUGACACUUUACUAGAGGAAGUGAUUCAUCUUAUACAAGAGGAGUUUGCAUUUGAUGGUUAUUUAGAGAAUGGAGCUGAAGUUUUUGAUAUGGGUAACUUCAUAUUAAACUUAAAGGGAAUUCAGUUUGGUAUGUUCUCUGAUCGAAUUUGUGAGAAGUUUUGUGACCUCUACUGGGAUGAAAAGUUACUGGAGAAUCUCUAUCAGGUAGUAAAUGGAGGAAGAUCUUCACAUUUAUGCAUAACUGAGGCAGAUGAAGCAAAAUGCGACAAUAUAUUCCAAGAUGUGAAGAAAUCUGAAAGCUUUUUGGCAAGCAGUGAUCAGACAGAGGGAAAAGGGGAAGCAGACUUUGACGUGAAUGCUGAGCCUAUGAUAAAAACAUCAUUAGUUGAAAUGGAUUUUGAUGACUCACCUUUGGAUAAUACCAAAAAACAAUUGACUUGGAAGAGUACAAUCCCCAUAGCAAAAGAGCAACAGCAUUUGCAAAGCAACAGCUGUGGUCCAGGCUUUGCAGAAGAAAAUGCAAGUUCAGAGGAACAGGCCAUGAUAAAGACAGCUGGAAAUAGCUACCUGGCAUCUCCCAAUCUACCUGACUUUUGUGGCUGUAGUCCUGGUUGGAGCAGUGCAUUUUAUGGAGCUGAAUGUUUUGAUUCAGAAGUUCAUAGUUACUUGAAAAACCUUGGAAAGCAGAAAUCAAGUGAGUCACAAAAUAUAGAUGCUAAAAAAGUGGAACUAGAACAAUUGCUAAUGAUGGAGACAAAAAAUUACAGAAAGACCAUAAAGUUUUACCAGAAACUAUUGCAGAAAGAAAGAAGAAGCAAAGGAGCUGAAACUAAAUCUGUGUUGCCCAAACUGAGAGGACAGCUACAGGAGAUGAAAUCAAAAGUGCAGUUUCUUGAACUGGUAAAGAAAUAUGUGCAGAUGAUGUAUGCAGAGCAGUGGGGUGUGGAAUCCUGUGUGCUGCCUACAGUCAUUCACAAUGGGAAAGCUGACACCAUGGACAUGGCACCUGUGGAUGAAUCAUCAUUGCUGCUGUACUAUAACACAGAGAAACACCAGUGUAACAGUCGGAAUGGAGUGAGAGUUCUGCAGGCCGGUACACCACUUGGUUUGAUGGCUUAUUUAUAUUCUAGAAAUGCCUUUUUAGAAGGUUAUGUACAGCAGUUUCUUUACACAUUUCGCUAUUUCUGCACACAAGAAGAAUUUUUGCAGUUUCUUCUUGAUAGAAUCAGCAGCACUUUAUCCAGUGCAAGCCUGGAUCCUUCCACGUUCCUUACCAAAAUAUGUAACCGCAGUUUCUACAUCCUGCAGGCAUGGAUUGAAGACUGUUACAGUGUAGACUUUGCAACAAAUACUGAUCUUCUGGGUACCCUAAAAGAAUUUAUUUCUUCCAAGGUUGCUUCAUUAAAUGGCUACGGGGAGCGCUUGUUGUCGCUGCUCGAGGACGCCUCUGCCAGGAAAAGUGGCAGUGCUGAUCUGUGCUCUGGUGUGCACAAACGUGAAGAGGAAAGUGAGGAAGGCAGAAAAACAUUACAUUCCCUAUGUAAAAAGCUCUCAGAAGAUGUUUCCAGAAAGAACUUCUACUGGAAGUUAUCCAAAGGUAUGGGACCAAUUGCACAAUAUCAGAGAGAGCGACUGCACACAAGUUCAGCAGUUUUGCCAAAGCCCUGCUGCAGCAGUUUCACAGGAAAAUCCUCAGUCUCCUUAGCUAGAGCAGAUGAAGUGGGACCAGUUCUCUUGAUGGAGUGCAGUGCCCAGCAGCUUUGCUGGCAGCUGACACUGCUGCAACAGGAAGUAUUUAAUAAAUGUCAUCCAGUACACUUCCUAAAUUCCAGAGCACUUGGUGUUAAAGAUAAAUGUGUUGCUGUACCAAAGGCAGUUUCUACUGAGACAGUUUCACUUAAAGUCUGUAAUCUUUUUCUGUCGAACUGCAUACAAGACCAGUACCUUCUGCAAUUAUUGAAAAAUGCAGACAGUAUCAGCACCUGGGUUGCUGCUGAAAUUGUAACAUGUCACACAACUAAGCGGCAGGUGAGCUUGUUAUCAAAAUUUCUUCUCAUAGCAAAAUGCUGCUAUGAACAAAGAAAUUUUGCUACUGCAAUGCAAAUCCUAGCAGGCUUGGAAAACCUUAUUGUACGACAGUUGCCAGCCUGGAAAAUUCUACCUGCAAAAGUAGCUGAGAUAAUGGAGGAGCUCAAGGCUGUUGAGGUGUUUUUAAAAAGUGACAGCUUAUGCCUGAUGGAAGGAGACAGAUUCAAAACUCUUCCAACAAUUCCGUCAGCCCAUGUUUUGGCUAUGCAUGUCCAGCAACUUGAAACUGGAGGAUUCACAAUGACAAAUGGAGCUCACAAGUGGGCUAAACUUAGAAAUAUUGCAAAAGUUGUGAGCCAAGUUCAUGCCUUUCAAGAGAAUCCUUACACAUAUGCACCAGAUUUCAAGCUUCAGUCUUACCUCAGACAAAGAAUAACUCGUUUUAAAGAUGCAGACAUUUCUGCCUUGGCAGCUGACAACUGUGCCAACUUCCAUCAGAUACCAGCAGAAAAACAUUCUCGAAAAAUUCAGGACACACUGCGCAGGAUGAAAGCAACAUUUCAGUAAUUAUUUAUGUUUCAUCUGUUCUGUUCUGGGUCUAGACUGUAAAACUGGAUUGACUUGACUUCAUCUACUGGACCUACUUCCAAGAAAGUACUUAAGUGAAGCAACAUAAGAUACUUUCUCAAGUUGAAAUUAUUAUAUUCAUAACAUGGAAUUAUAAAAUGCUGACUUAUGAGAUUUGAAUCACUGGCAACUGAAUGGCAGAUCAAAAGAAUAAAAACAGAGAUAAAAUUAAAGAGUAUAGAUGAAAAGGCUUAUUAAUUUUGUUACUCGUCUUUAGCAUAAAUAAUUAAUUAGCCUGAAAAACAAUAUCCAAAAGAUACCAGCUUCUGUUGCCAAGCUGGCCUAGGAGAGUUCAAAACAUAGUUCAUUAAAUAUUGAAUCUAUUUUUAUAUAAACACAGUACACUUAUAUCCUGUCACAUUGUGCAUAUAAUUCAGAAACACAGAUCCUCUGCUAUUAAUGCAUUGACUGUUGGUGUGUCUUGCUUUUAUGUUGUGUAUUAUGAAAACUGUAACUGGCAUAAAUAAUUGGCUGCCUAUUUCUCCUACCAAGGUAGGAGAAGAAUGCUAUCGUUCAACUUUUUUUUUUUUUAGUUUGAUUUUAAAGUCAUCAGACUAACCUGUUUCCAAAUGAAAGUAAGAUCUGGAUGUAAGUAUUACCAAUUCAUUGCUCUGCUUCUGCACUCCUGGCAUUGUGAAGACAGUAAAUGUGAAAUUGCUUUGUUCAUCUGUAUUUGGCACAAGAGUCACUUUGCCAAUUUAUGUCUGUCUGCUCAUUUGAGUAUGGCUUUUGCUCCUGAGGUUGUUUUCGUAGAUCACAGUGCUCCAGCAGCAUCCAAUACAAGAUAACCAUGUGAAAUUUGGAUCUGCAACUUGUAAAACUGUGGUGCUAACCUAUUCAUAGAGCUUAUACUUACAAGACCUUCUAAAUGGCCAUGAAAUGUGUUGCUAUUGCUAGAAAAUUUAUUGAGCUACUCAGGUUUAUGCAGGGCCAGAAUGUUAAGGCUAAAAAUCAGUUCAAAAUACAAUUAUUUCUACCAGAGGGAGCAAUGGUAGUGUUGAGUGAAAAGUAGGGAAGGGCAAGACAUGCUUAAGCACUAUUCUGAAAGUGAUUUGCUUAGAACUGUGUUUAAAAAAACUAAAAUGUUUUGAGAGGAGUGAAAGGCAGAUGUGAACUAAAUAUCUCAUCAAGUGUUAGUGAUGGAGAAGGAUAACAAUGUAAGAAAUAGGAGUGUGGACAUGUCUGCUAUUUUGCAGUUGUACUGUUGUGUUUGACAGAAAUGCAUGUGCACAUGCUAAACUGUAGCUUUCUCAAUGUGUAAGAGGAAGGCUUCUCCUUUUCUUUGUCAGUAACAGCAAUAUUACAUCUCAACCCUUUCUCGUCUUCCUCAGUAAAAACACGGUGUGCCAUACUUUCCUUUAAAUACUGUUACUUUUUCUUACUAAUACAAUACUACUAACUUUUGGCUCUUAUUGGUUUAAACAUUGACAAACUCAGUCCUCAACAGGGUUUUCUUGCUUUUGUCCUACUUUUAAUAUGAUUUAUUUUAUUUACCAUAUGUAGGUUUAACGUGUCAUUAAUUAUAGUAUUCUGACUUACCCUUAAGGAAGUAAAUCGUGUUUCUAUUUCUCUAAAAAUUGUCAAAUGGGAAAACAUUAACUAUUUGCCUCCUACCUUUAUGAUUUAAGAAUGUUAAUAAUAACGUUAUCUUUGGACAUACAUUUCACAUAUUUUAUCUGUAUGCAUUUAUUUUAAAUAAUUGGUUUUGUUAGUAGUUAUUUGGGGUUUUGUCAAUUAAAAAUUACCAUUCGCUUAAACCUACACCUUGCCUUUGAAUGACAGUAAAAUUUUAAGUAGCAUAAGUUUUACUAAUGUAAAAUACUCCACAAGACUUGCUAAUCACAUGAUCUUAAUAAAUGCAUUUUAUACAGUUA